Messenger RNA from Physella acuta, 4620 nucleotides. RefSeq lists its product as uncharacterized. The record is from RefSeq and is a predicted model, not a curated record. NCBI's taxonomy places the organism in Eukaryota, Metazoa, Mollusca, Gastropoda, Physidae.
AGUGUAAUUGUACUUCAUUCAGCCGGGGAAGUGUGUGUCUUGUUGUGUUAUUGUACUUCAUUCAGCAGCUUAUAUGCGACCAGUGAAGGGGGUAGGACUUGACAAAAUUGUGUGGUCAACACUCAAUUUGCAGUAAACUGACUGAUAGAGAAAGCGAUGCCGUUAAAAUAUACGGCCAGUUUUAACCGUACCUCUGAUCUUAAUGGUAAAGUUUCAGUGUGAGACGUUACUUGGUUGGGAAUAUUUGUACUUUAACCACGUGACGACCUCACAUGUAGGCUCCUAUCAUACUGCUGAGGGAUGUAGUAUUCUCACCGUUUAAAUGGGCACGCACUAUAGACCCACAUUCUUUACAAAGAAGUUAAAGGAGGGGUGGGGUGGGGAGAGACUUGCCUGAGUGGGAGCUGUACACAUCCCCCCUCUAUCCACCCGUAAAGAGAUGCUUGAAAGAAACAAUGUUCUUUCUUAAUAAUAACUAACGUACCCUGAUGUUUUCUAGCGGUUAGCAUUGAUGAUCCAUGUGCCAGAAGGGAUGAUACAACCUACAGCUAUAAUACAUAAAGAAUUAUUAAAAUAUUUAGCCUUUAUAAAUUGGUUGAAACAAAACAUGCUAGCUACGAGGUACACAUUAAAUAACUUAUGUACCUAUAGACGACUACAAUUAUAUAUAACAUUAAUGGACACCAGCGAGAAAAGUCUCAAAGGUAUUUGAGAGGUGUAUAAAUUCAUUAAAAAAUCAUGCACAGCGUAUUUACAAUUAAUAUGGUUAUAAAAUCCUGCCUGUCUGGUUUUUUUCGGACUUUACUAAAGAUUGGAUGUAUUUGAUGUUUAUAAUAUUUUCGGUAACUAAAUAAAAAUUAAAAAAAAAGCAAAAACAAUUUGGUUUUCACGUGUAAUGGCGACAUAAACAUGGCAUCCUGCUAUUGGAUAGGCUGCCAUAGAUUUUAUUGUACACAUUGUAAGCUAAAAAUAGAAAACUAGGUCAUGGGGUUUUAAAUUUGCAUUGUAAUUUAAAAACUUGAUCUGCAAAGUUUUGUAAACAAAUAGUUAUCGAUUACUAAGUUACUGUACAGCCAAUCAAUAUUUGUCUUACGAAAGUGAAACAUCCGGUUAUAACUUAGGCUUGAUGAAAAUAAAUAGAAAUGUAGCCUUAAACUCAACAAAUUAUUUUCAAGUUCUCUGGAUUUGCAACUUUUAUAGCAUUUAUUCUAAGAAUAUAAAAUUUCUAAAUUAAUUUUAGGCUUAAGUUUUUAUUUUUUAUUUUUUUUUUACGGUCUAAAUCUAAAAAGCACGUUUUUAUUCCAUGACAACAACAUUAUGGAAGGAAUCUCGUCAACUCGCUCGCCUCCAUUCAAUAUUUAUUAAUAGCAGACGAAACAUUGAAUUCAACACACAAUCGUCAGUAGAUUUAAAUGUGGCAAUUAAAACUUGUGAAAUCGACGCCCCAAAAGUAAUCGAGUACUGUCAUCAAUAACGCUAGGUUUAGAUUAAUAAAUAAAAGUAAUGUAUGUUUUGUAGAUAGUUUUUAUAUCUGGCAUUUAUUUAUCAAAUUAUCCUAAUUUGCAAUCAAACUUUGAGUAGUUAUAACUUGAUAAAUAUGUUCGUGUCUUUUUAUAGAUACUAUAAUAUUUAUAAAAAGGAGCAAUCAUAUGUAGCAGACGUUCUCACUUCCUUGGUCGCCCGAUUUGUUUUAAUGGAGCUGCUUUCAACUCUCGGAUUUUUUGUUUCCAAGGUUUAGCGGACACUUGUGAGUGACAGCUAGUGAAUAUCCCAACAUUUGUAUCAAAAUUAAUCAGUAAAACAGACCAUGAAAACCCCAAACAAAGUGAGAGAAAGAAAAUUGGAGCCAUCAAGUACACCUGAAGAUGUGCCAUACUGUGAGAGCCCAAGUAAAGUUAACAAAAGUGACCAAACAGGUGUCUUUAUUGCAGGAAAUCACGAAGCUGAGAUGUGCUAUGGAGGAGAAGCUGAUCUACACAAACAUGUUACUGACUGUAAGAAGAAUCCAGGUCACAAAGGUUUUAUACCUCUUAAAGAUUUUAACGCAAGUUGUCUCCCCUCACGAUACCAUGACGACGACCUCAUGUCUGAGACAAUCAAAACAUUGGGAGCCCUAACUGUCCAGGUAAAGACUAAAUUCACAAGUCGAGAGAGACCAGAGUUUUACCCAGGCACUCAAGUUCCAUAUCCAUUUUAUAAUGACAGAGGAAGUCACGUGAUGAGGUUAGGGACUGGCAGAGCGAAAUGGGUUUUUAAAUACAUAGAGAGAGAUGGAACUUGUCGUUGUGCCAAGUGUCAAGUCUCUGCCAAACCCAGUAAAAUCUGGGGAGAGCUUCGUGUAGUAACAGCUACACAUGUGGUGUUUGAUGACAGUGAGGCGAGACAGACCAGGUGUGUUUUAGGUUUUGAUGACAAUAAAAGUCCAGUGGUCAGUCUUGAUGGCUGGGAGGUGUGGAGGGCAGACAUAGAAGGAGACAGGUGUAAGUUGAGUUAUGUGACAUGUGACUUAGAGCUGGUUGAUGAAUUGGACAAGAUGUGUCGUUACUUUUAUGAUAUAUGUAGGGUGGUAAAUAACAAAUACGGAAAACAUGAUAAUGUGGACAAGUUGGCUGUUAUAGUGUCACAUCCUCAUGGAUGUCCUAAACAGGUCUCUGUAGGACAAUGGACACACAAACAUAUGAAGGAUGGCUAUAGGACCAGGUACUGGUACACAACAUGUACAUGUCCAGGUUCCAGUGGGGCGACUGUCUACACUUUGGAAUAUGACUGUUCAUGGGACUAUCAACAUCCCCACAGUGGAUCAAACUUUGAAGGAAAUUAUAGUGGGGAGUAUUGAAACUAGAGUUAUGUUAUAUUUUGUUUGCAAUAGUUACGACCCUUUUAUUAUUAGUUCUCAUAGUUAUGCUUAUUUGAAUAUUCAGUCUCCGUGUUCUGUGUCAGAGUUUACUAUGUUAUCGUAAAAACAACUAGGAAUGUAGCUAGAGAUAGCAAGAGUGGUCGGAAUUCUCUUGUAUAAAUAAUAAAGUACUGAAGUCAACUUAAAAAGUCUCCUGUUUAUAAGAAAUCGGCAACAGUUUAGUAUACAAUACAGGCUGUUGAUAUCGAGAGUACUUGCUAUAUUAGAACAAUGGGAACUACCCGAAUAGCUGAACGAAGGGUACACAACAGGCUACAAGUCGACCCGACAACAGAGUGGUUGAAAGUUGGAGGCUCAUGAAACAUAAUUAUGUGGCGUAACUACUGUAUUAUAGCAUGCAUCAAUGAAGAAGAUGAUAUGCAUUUUAUUUGAGAGUUAGUAGUUAUUGCGCUCGGCGCUUAGGUGUUGGAGACAUAUAAUGACAUAAAUAUGACAGAACAAUCUAAAAUAAGUAAAAUCAUCAAUGAAUUUUGCAAGAUUACAUUUAAUUGAUUAAAACAAAUCUUUUGAUUCAUUUGAACCGUUUAACAGUUAAAAUCUACUAAAAUGUAUUUUUCGCACUUUUUAAAUGUUAUAAUGUUGUAAAUAUUUUGUCUGUAACAAAUGUCGGCAAAAUUCUUGUUCUAGCCUUACCAUAAAUUUUAAUUUUACAAAUUACAUUUCUUGCUCUCUUUAUUUGUUUACAAAAUUAUUACAUACUAGAAAACAAGUGCCCAAGAUAAAAUUUAUUUGUUUUGUUGUUAAUUUCAUUUUUAUGGACUAAUUAAAUUUAGCAAAUUGUUAUCAAACAACUUUUUGAUACUGAUAUUGGUAUUACCGUCAUGCUGUCAGUGUUUUUAAAACAUUCCCAAUUCAAUGUAACGACAAGGCCGACAUGUAGCCUAUAUAAUGAUAAAUACAUGUCUAGUAAUGAUCUAUUUCAAUGAAGUUGAAGUUCAAAUAAACUUAACUGAUACCAGACACAACAGUUAAGAUCUACAUCUUGUGUUGUCCUACUCCAAUAGAAAUGUUAAGUGAGAUCGGAGUUUGUCCCUCUGAUAGACUGACACUUGUGUAAACAUUUUCUUUAUUCUUAUUUCUUCUAAAUACUUUCACCAACUGGUGAUAGAACACUCGCAUGUUGAAAUGUAAAUCUCUCGUUCCUGAGUCCAUCCAGCUCUAAUGGGUAGCUGAAUUUAAAUCGGGUAAUUAAAACGUGGCAUAAUUUAAACAUGUCAUGUUCAAAGAAAUAGAUAAACUCUAUUUCAUCUGCCAGAUUGACAAUCAAAUUUUAAAGAAAAUUUAACUUACUUGGAUUUUAUGGCAAAUCUUGGUAAAUAUUUGUAACAUUAGAAACAACGGUUCAUUAUGCAUCAAAAUAGCUCAAAAAUAUAUUCAAAAAAUGUAAAGAUUAUAUGGGCAUUUUUUAGUUAUAGAAUAUAUUUUAGGGCUAUUUUGAUGCAUGUAAUAUUGUUCAAAGUUAUUGCAUGCUAUCCAGAAAAGAUUCCAGACAUAUGGUCUGAAAGCAAGGUUAAUUCUUUAUUUCAUAAGUUGAAAACUAAAAAAAUUAUCCCAAAAAAAAACCGUUGACAGUCAAAGGGAAGAAACAAUGAAAAUAUUUUAAUAGAAAAGAAUUUCAUGAUUAUCUUUCUUUUUUCCUCUUUCUGUCAAUAGUUAAUGUAGUAAAUUUCUCUAUAUUCAGCAAAGGAAGAUGUUAUCCUCUA